Molecule: messenger RNA, 1241 nt
Organism: Heteronotia binoei (common prickly gecko)
Lineage: Eukaryota; Metazoa; Chordata; Lepidosauria; Squamata; Gekkonidae
Product: alpha-N-acetylgalactosaminidase-like
Exons: 7
Coding region: 18-1241 (407 amino acids)
Biological process (GO): glycosylceramide catabolic process; oligosaccharide metabolic process; glycoside catabolic process
Cellular component (GO): cytoplasm
Molecular function (GO): alpha-galactosidase activity
Source: RefSeq, a predicted model, not a curated record
GAUGUGCUCUCUAAGCCAUGGCGCUGCUUCCCCUGAUGUUCGUCUUGGGCCUGUUGGCUGAUGCUUCCUCCCUGGAUAACGGGCUGCUGAGAACGCCGCCGAUGGGCUGGGUGCCGUGGGAACACUUCCGAUGCAACACGGACUGCGAGAAGGAGCCUGACAAUUGCAUCAGCGAACGCUUGAUCAAGAUGAUGGUGGACCGACUGGCUGAAGACGGCUGGAAGGAGCUCGGCUACAAAUACGUGAACUUGGAUGACUGCUGGGCGGCCAAAGAAAGGGACUCCUUGGGCAGGCUCCAGGCAAAUGCGUCGAGGUUUCCCAGCGGCAUUAAGGCUCUGGCAGAUUAUGUCCAUGCCAAAGGUCUGAAAUUUGGCAUCUACAGUGACCUGGGCAACCUCACCUGCGAGGGCUACCCGGGGACCACGCUGGACACCAUCGAGACAGAUGCCAAGACCUUUGCAGAGUGGGGCGUGGACAUGCUGAAGCUGGACGGCUGCUUCUCCAACUCCUCCGCCAGGGCUGCCGGCUACCCGAAGAUGAGCGCAGCCUUGAACAAAACGGGACGGUGGAUUGUUUACUCCUGCAGCUGGCCUGCCUACGAAGGGGGCCUGCCGCCAAAGGUGAAUUAUACUUUACUCGGCCAGAUCUGCAACCUGUGGAGGAAUUUCGGUGACAUCGAAGACUCCUGGGGAAGUCUUUCUCGCAUCAUCAAGUGGUACGGGGACCACCAAGACACCCUGCAGCCCGCCGCUGGCCCAGGAAGGUGGAAUGAUCCCGACAUGCUGCUGGUGGGCAACUCGGGCCUGAGCUUGGAGCAGGCGAAGGUGCAGCUGGCCCUGUGGGCGAUCCUGGCCGCCCCACUCUUCAUGUCCUGCAACCUGCGCACCAUCUCGGCCGAGGCCAGAGACCUCCUGCGCAAUCCCCUGCUGAUCUACAUCGACCAGGAUCCGCUGGGGGUCCCGGGCAGGCGGAUCGCAAAGAGCGGCCAGUUCGAAGUGUGGAAGAGAGGCCUCGUCGACCACCAGUACGGGAUCGCAGUCCUGAAUAACGGCACAGGCCAGACCCCCCGGCCUUUUGUCACCAGCCUGGACCUGCUGCACAUUUUGGACUGCAAGACGGGCUACAAGAUCUACAAUGUGCUGGACAGGUCCUUCCUGGGGGAGUACAGGUGCAAUGCCACGCUCUCCUUCACGGUGGCUCCCACAGGGGUGGUGCUGCUCUUCCUCAGGCCACUGAGCUGA